Molecule: messenger RNA, 918 nt
Organism: Sardina pilchardus (European sardine)
Lineage: Eukaryota; Metazoa; Chordata; Actinopteri; Clupeiformes; Clupeidae
Gene: edf1
Product: endothelial differentiation-related factor 1
Exons: 5
Coding region: 139-582 (147 amino acids)
Cellular component (GO): nucleus
Molecular function (GO): DNA binding
Source: RefSeq, a predicted model, not a curated record
CAUUUAGCAACGUGGAUUUCAGCACACAUUUGCUAGCUGUGUAGCAGCCUGUUAAGUUAUCCAAGGAAGCCUCAGAGCAACUCUUUGGGUCCAAUUUUGAACACUCGUUUUUAUUUAGAUUAAAUCGGAAUUUAGGACAUGGCUGAAUGCGACUGGGAUACAGUUACUGUCCUAAGAAAGAAGGGCUCUGCGGCACAAUCGAAGUCCAAACAGGCUGUGACUCAGGCUCAGAGGAAAGGCGAAGAUGUGGAAACGUCGAAGAAAUGGUCUGCAGGACAGAACAAGCAGCACCUGGUGACCAAGAACACGGCGAAGCUGGACCGGGAGACGGAGGAGCUGCAUCACGACAGAGUUCCGCUGGAGGUCGGCAAGGUCAUCCAGCUGGGCCGCCAGAACAAGGGCCUCACGCAGAAGGACCUCGCCACGAAAAUCAAUGAGAAGCCUCAGAUAAUCGGGGACUACGAGGCGGGAAGGGCCAUCCCAAAUAAUCAGAUCAUGGGCAAGAUUGAGCGUGCUAUUGGUUUAAAGCUGCGUGGAAGAGAGAUUGGGCAACCCAUGGAGCCAGGUCCCAAGAAGAAAUAAGAAUAAAAUCCUCGAAAAACAUUCUUCACUUUCGCCUUUAAUUUCAUCUGGAAAAGUCCUGACCGAAGACGAGGUGUCCGAGGACGAGCAUCCAAGCUCACGGAUAGGCUGCGGCUAUCAAUACACUGCAUCGCCAAACUUACACACACUUCAAAGACCCUCUCUCAUUCUGUACAUCUAAGUUAAUUCACUAUGGAUGAGAAGGACCUUUAGUUAAAUCAACACAGGUAACAUUUCUGAAGGUAAUGAUCAACUAUUGCUCAACCAUGUUAUGCGCUGGACUUUGGUGGAAGUCACGGAAUGUCUUUUAACAUAAUAAACUCAGCAUUUUGAUUA